GGCCUGUCGCGAGGGGCCGUCCCUGAAGAAACGGGCUUCUUGUGCCGCCUCACGGCCUGGUCUCGGGGGGAAAGAAGCGCCUCACUGUGUUCACCGGGAGCGGCGGGGUGGGGAAAACUUACCGUGUUCACCGGGAGAAGGAGCAGGGGCCCCGCUCGGUGAACGCAGCAGGGCAUGGCGGCGGCGGCGGCGGCGCGGAGCCUGAGCGUGGGCCUCAGGCUGGGAACAGGAAGAGCAUUUGCAAAGUGGACAGUCUACCCCUUUCUUCAGUGCACCUCGGUUACCCAGACUGGAUUGACCACAUGGAUGCCGCUCCCUUUUUUAUUCCAUCAGUAUAGAUACAGCAGCUUCUUCAACAAAUUGACAGCAGAUGAAUUAUGGCGUGGUGUAUUGGCAGAAUUUGGCGCUGGUGCACGAAAGGGCAGAGGUAAACGAACUAAAAGGAAGAUGAAGAAAGAUUUGAAUAGAGGCCAGAUGAUCGGUGAAGGCCGAGCUGGGUUCCUCUGGCCUGGUUUGAAUGCUCCUGUGGUGAAAAGUGGAACCAUUCAAUCAAUUGGAAAACGUGACCGAUCCCAGCAGGUGGUGUUGCAGGCUGAAGCCCUGAGAGAACGAGAGGAAUGGGACAAGAGAAGGAAAAUAAAAAUCAAAAGAGAAAAAGGCUGGACUGGAAACUCCUGGGGUGGUGUCAGUCUGGGUCCCCCUGACCCUGGUCCUAAUGGAGAAACUUAUGAAGACUUUGACUCCAGAGUGAUUGAGGUUAAAAGUGUCUUCAAUAUGACAGCAAAAGAAGGAAGGAAGAGAUCUGUCAGUGCUCUGGUGGCUGUUGGAAAUGCAAAUGGAGCUGCAGGUUUCGCAUUGGGUAAAGCACCUGACAGAACAACUGCUCUCCGAAAGGCAAAGAACAGAGCCAUCCACUACUUGUACUACAUCGAGCGAUACAACAAUCACACCAUUUAUCAGGAUAUAACAUCGAAGUUCAAACGAACAACAAUCAAAAUGAAGAAACAAAACUACGGGUAUGGAUUACAUUGUCACCGAGCAAUCAUUACGAUAUGCAAAUUAAUUGGAAUUAAGGACAUGUACGCCAAGGUUACUGGAUCUACCAAUCUAUUGAAUAUUACCCGAGCCCUCUUUCAAGGAUUGUCAAAACAGGAGACUCACAGUGACUUAGCCAAUAAGAAGGGGUUACAUGUAGUAGAGUUUCGAAGUGAGCGUGGGUCAUUGCCCCUGAUAGUUGCCUCCCCAAGUGGCCCUGUCAGGAAGAUGCCCGAACCUGAUGAUGAAAUUCCUAACACCAAAUUGGAUUGGAGUGAAGUGAAAGCAGCACAGGGUAUGAAACAAUCGGUCUGGGCAAAUGUCAAGCGCACAAUUUGGUGAUCAGCUGGUACUUUCUGGCAAAUGCUGUUGAGGCAGUUUUACCUACUGAAUUUGCAAAGAAAAUGAGAGAUUCUAGCUGAGAACGCAGCUCUCUCCAGAGCUUAACACAAGACAGAAGAAUGAUAUGUUUAACAUCAUCAGCCCUGAUUGUAGUUUAUGGAUGAAAGGAUUGGCUAAUUAAGUAUUUUUCCAGCGUGCUCCAGUUUCUUUAUCUGUACCCAUGGAGCUUUACGAACAUAUGUUAAAGUUUGUUGUUAUCCAUCAUAAAACAAAUAAAAUCCCAUUGUGUUUAAUUUAAUAAAAUGCUGACUUUGUUAGUGUUAAUCCAAAAUUAAUUUUCUUGUACAUGGUACAUCUGCUGAGGGUGGGAGUGAAAGGGAAUUGCACAUUAAUGCAAGCAUUCCAAAUAUCAUCAAAAAAAUGCUUCAUUGUGUUCAUUUUAAAUGGGAUUGUAAAACACUAUAUGAUUAGUCAAUAAGUGUUGGCCCUGCCAUUAAAAUAUUGCUGUUAACAUUUAAAACUGAUUUAGAAGAAAAGUAACUUUUUUUCUUUGGAAGGCAUUAGUAAUGUUUCAGGAUGUUACAUAAGACAUUAUCUGUUGAUUUACUCAUAGCUCUUUUUCAUCUUUGAUAAGCAUAGUUUAAACUACAGAUGUGAUAGAAAUACAUCAACCUUAUUUUUUUUACUGAACACUUACUUUAAAUGGUUAAUUGAUAUAAUUUUAAUAUUUUAAGUUGAUACUUUUUAAAAAUAAUACUUAGAUCUACUUUUGAAGAACAAAGUUUUUCUCACAAUUUAGGGGAGAAAUCUUAGUUGACAACUAAUUAGAAAACUUCAGUUUGGUUUUAGCUAACAAAGUAGCAAAAAGGUAGAUUAGAGAUGGAAUAGAUCCGAUGCCUUCACUUUAGCUACCAUAUGCUGACUAAUGCCAGGUUCUAUUUCAAGAAUGUUUAUAUGCUAGUAUUGGGAGAUCUAUUAUAUAUAGCUCAUAAUUGCCCUGUUCAGUAGUCCCUGGUGCAUUCCUGUCUCUCGCUUCUGAAUUUUGUGCAGAGUAUGCUUUAAAGCAGAAUAUGAAAUGACUAACAAUGUUUCUAAACUAACACUUCAGUAGUAUGUAAACACUAAGAUGAAUGCUAUGUGUUAACUAAUAGUUGGGUAAACAGAAGGCUAACCAGUUUUAAAUGGAAUGUUAUGGUUCUAAUUUAUGUGAUUCUUCAGCAUUUUAAUUAUGUAAAAGUUUUAAUGUUUUUUAGUUUGUAUAUAAAGCGAUCAUUUCUCUGCAAAUAA
Messenger RNA from Stegostoma tigrinum, 2664 nucleotides. RefSeq names its product mitochondrial ribosomal protein S5 (gene mrps5). NCBI's taxonomy places the organism in Eukaryota, Metazoa, Chordata, Chondrichthyes, Orectolobiformes, Stegostomatidae. The transcript is spliced from 11 exons. The coding region runs from base 175 to 1377 and encodes 400 amino acids. Gene Ontology annotation, biological process: translation. Gene Ontology annotation, cellular component: ribosome. The record is from RefSeq and is a predicted model, not a curated record. Gene Ontology annotation, molecular function: structural constituent of ribosome; RNA binding.